AUGUCGGGCUAUGGACUGACCUCAAACCAUGCAGGCUCCGAGGGCGGCCGAGACGCCUCCCGAUUCUCGGACUCCGAGCCCGACGAUCGUCCACCGCCACCGCCACCUCAGCCCUCCAAAUCCUCCGACCUCCUCUCCGGUGUCUACCGCGGUAUCAAGAAGAUAACCCCCGCCCGCGAAGACCUUGCCAGGAUCACGCGACAGCCCUCGCAGCUGGCAAGGCAACCCUCCCAGCUCGCCCUCCGAGUCUUCCCCUCCACCGUCGAGAAGGCCGCCAACUCUGCGCCUCUGCCCUCCUCCCGAUCCGCGACUCCCCUCGGUAGCCAUGCCCGCAGUCUGAGCCUGCAGAACAGUCUCGAGAAACCCUUGCCUGAGCCUCCACCGCCCGGUUCGCCCAACAGUCCUCUCACUCCGGUAGGCAGGCAACCCCAAGCCGUGACAAGCCUGAGUGCCAUUGUCGACUCGGAGUCGGAGAUGGACAGCCGGUUGGGCACCAUGGACUCGAGCUCCUCGAUCGACCAGGGCCAAGGGUACGGCGGCUACGGUGCGGGUCUGAGCAUGAGCAGCAGCCAGAGCAGCCUGGCGAGCCUGACGCGGCAAGAGACGAUAGAUGAUGGGCGGGACAACCUCACUCCACGGAGCAACGGACCUCUGUCAGCGAGUCCGUCUCCACAAAUACCACAGUCUAGGACGCCUGGCCCUGCUGUUGGUACCUCGACGACAACGGGUUCUUCAGCGCACCUCUCGGGGCUGAUGUGUAAUGUUCACCGGACAACAGGGCGAGAGCCGCAUCCGCUCGUUGGAGCUACGACGACGAUCUUGGGCGAUAAGCUAUACGUGUUUGGAGGCAGAAUACUAUCGAGAAGUAGGCCCGCGUCGCUGACGUCGGACCUGUACGAGCUGGAUCUGAUACGGAGGCAUUGGACCAAGGUGGCUGCGACCGGAGAUAUCCCGCCGCCACGCUACUUUCACUCUGUCUGCGCCCUCGGCGACACCAAGCUCGUAUGCUACGGCGGCAUGUCCCCGCUGCCGACGCAGAGCAACAACUCGCCUCAGCAGGAGCCCCAGGGCGAGAUUGCCGUCAUGUCCGACAUCCACAUAUACGAUGCUCCCACGAAACGUUGGACAUACAUCCCUACCCACGAUACUCCCCAGGGCCGCUACGCCCACUGCGCCUGCAUCCUGCCGUCCGCGGCCACUUUCUCCUCGCACAAGGCACCUCUUUCAGCACUGCAGAACAACCCGUCGACGGGACUCAACGAAGGCAGGAUAGGCGUCAACAUUGACGGCACGGGCGGCGCGGAGAUGAUAGUGGUCGGAGGUCAGGACGGCAACAACCACUACAUUGAGCAGAUCAGCGUCUUCAACCUGCGCAGCUUGAAAUGGACGUCGACACAGCCGCUCGGCAAGAGCUGCGGUGCGUACCGUAGUGUGGUCGCGCCGCUGCCUCCUUCUGUCACGGCUCGCAUCGGCAAGUCGGCGCCCAAUGCCGGGGCUGCCCAGAGCGGCGGUAUCAGCCAGGAGGCUAGGGAGCCCGGCUCGUCCAUGCUUAUAUACUCAAAUUACAACUUUUUAGACGUCAAGCUGGAGCUGCAGAUCCGCUCCAACGACGGCACGUUAUCAGAAAAGCCCAUGUCGGGCUCGCACACGCCCCCCGGUCUGCGAUUUCCCAACGGCGGCAUCAUCGACACCUUUUUCGUCGUUAGCGGCACCUACCUCACGUCUUCCAAGCAAGAGUACGCGCUGUGGGCGCUGGACCUGCGCAACCUGUCGUGGUCGCGUAUCGACGCAGGUGGGGUGGUGUUCAGCCAGGGCAGUUGGAAUAGGGGUGUCUUGUGGAAUCGCCGCAAUACCUUUGUCGUGCUGGGCAAUCGCAAGCGCAGUCUGGUCGACGACUACAAUCACCGCCGCAUCAACUUUUCCAACGUAUGUAUGGUCGAGCUCGAGGCGUUUGGUUUCUACGACAACCCGCGAAAGACGAGCCCCAUGUCCGGGUUUGUAAGCGCCAGCAGCCCCUACACGAGUCCCGGCCUGAGUCUUGCGAGAAAGGCCGGCAGCACCGCGGGUGGGCGGUACCAUUCGCGCGCGUCGGAGGAGCUGGGCGAGAAGGUCAUGGGCAUGAGGGAGCUGGCGGAUAUGGACAUACUGUGCCUCUAUGGCGAGCGCAUCCCCAUCAACAGCCGUAUCGUGGCUCGGAGGUGGGGACCGUACUUUGUGCAGUUGUUGCGCGAGGGGACGGCGACACAGGAUGGGUCCGAUGCUACAACGCUGCGGUCUGCUCCAGGCGCCAACAUGCGCAACUCGAUCAUCACCAUCACGCCGUCGAGCCGCAACACUAUGGAGAGUGACCGCUCCAUGGGCUCGACUGUGCCCAGCUCCGCCGGUUCGAGCGCUGGUGGCAAGGCACCCAGCACGGCUGGGACGAGUGUGUCUGGCGGCUCCCUCGGCGGAGGCGCCCUCAGUCCACCAGUUGACCCGGCCACCGUCAACACGGCGCCGACACCUCGCACGCUGCCGCCCAAUAGCCGGCCGCGCUGCUUGUACUUGCCUCACAUGUACAUAACCGUACAGGCGCUGCUGCACUACCUGUACACUUCGUCGCUGCCACCACCCACCUCGAAUCUUUGCACGCCGCAGGUUCUCUGCAGCCUGCUGCAGAUUGCGCGACCUUACCGGAUCGACGGGCUUCUCGAGGCGGUGGUGGAGCGCCUGCAUACCUUCUUGGACAACCGUAACGCAGCGGCCGUGUUUAACGCCACGGCCAUGGCGGCUGGCGGAGGUAGGGGCAUCGACGGCUCGCUGAACCCCAACUUUUUCGUCCCCGUCGGUCUGGACGCGCUGAGCCCGUACGACGGCGGCGUCAACGGCGAGGCGGGCGGGCCGAACGGGGCGGCGGCGCGCAUGGGCAACCUGCGCAUCAACACGGCCGUGCCGGGCCAGCCGGGCGGUCGGCCGCCGAGCGACGAGCUGUCGGCCACGACGAGCGUGAGUGGCAGCGAGUGGAGCUCGAGCGAGGUGACGGACGGGAGCGAGCGGGCGAGCCGCGAGGUCUGGAGCGGGGAGCUCAGCAGCGUCAUCGGCCUGCAGAAGAGGGGGCUCCGGGGCCUGAUGGAGGGGAGGAGGAUGAGGGAGAGGACAGGGACGGGGACCGGCGGCACGGCGACGCCGGGGACGCCUGGUCUUGGGGGCAUGGGCAUGGGCAUGGGAGGGCCGAGUGGUGGUGGUGGCGGGAGUGUGUCGGGGCAGGGAGGGCAAGGACCGGGACAGGGACAGGGACAGAGGGUUGGGUUGGGGAUUGCCGGGGGUGCGUAG
Thyridium curvatum is the source of this 3312-nucleotide messenger RNA. RefSeq lists its product as uncharacterized. The record is from RefSeq and is a predicted model, not a curated record. Gene Ontology annotation, molecular function: protein binding. Gene Ontology annotation, biological process: cell redox homeostasis. The transcript has a single exon. The coding region runs from base 1 to 3312 and encodes 1103 amino acids. Gene Ontology annotation, cellular component: cytosol; mitochondrion. NCBI's taxonomy places the organism in Eukaryota, Fungi, Ascomycota, Sordariomycetes, Thyridiales, Thyridiaceae.